UUGUAAUUUGUAAGACUACAGUGGUAUUGUUGGUCUGAAAUCUGGUGAGUUUUAUGGUCCCUCCUAUUCCAAAGAAAGGGAGAAAUCGGAGCACGGUACAACAUGAUAGAUGAGAGCAUGGUUUUUCCAGAAACACACCUUGGAAACUACGUUGAGAAAGAUCGCAGUUGUCUUGCUAGUUGGAAUUAUAGGUUGGAUAUGUCAAACAAUCAAACCACCGCCUCCAAAAAUAUGUGGGUCUUUCAAUGGUCCACCAAUUACUUCACAAAGAAUCAAGCUCAGAGAUGGAAGACAUCUUUCUUACUUGGAAUCAGGUGUACCUAAAGCUAAAGCUCAGUUCAAACUCAUACUUGUGCAUCCUUUUGGUGAUUCCAAAGAUUUCUAUCUCAGAGCAUCCAAAGAACUAAUUGAAGAGCUUGGGGUAUAUAUUUUGUCAUUUGAUAGAGCUGGAUAUGGAGAAAGUGAUCCAAACCCUGAAAGAUCAGUGAAGAGUGAUGCAUUUGAUAUUCAAGAACUUGCUGAUCAAUUAGAGCUUGGUUCAAAGUUUUACCUUAUUGGGAUUUCUAUGGGUGCUUACCCAGUUUAUGGCUGUCUCAAACACAUACCAAAUAGGAUUGCAGGUGCAUCUUUAGUAGUUCCAAUGAUUAAUUACUGGUGGCCUUCGUUUCCUUCAAAUUUAUCUGAAAUUGCGUUUAAAAGACAUCUUUUGCAAGAUCAAUGGGCAUUUAGGGUAACCCACUAUGCACCUCAGAUACUUCACUGGUGGUUAACCCAGAAAUGGUUUCCUUCUCUGUCUAGUUUAGAGGGGAAGCUAGAUCUGUUUAGUAUCUCAGACAGAGAGAUACUGAAAAAGAUUGCUGAAAACCCAGAUCCUCAUCAGGGAAAGGGAACACAGCAGGGUGUAUUUGAGUCUCUACAUAGAGAUUUAAUGGUGGCAUUUGGAAGUUGGGAUUUUGAUCCUAUGGAAUUGAAGAACCCAUUUCCUGGAAAUGAGCAUAUUGUUCAAAUUUGGCAAGGUUAUGAAGAUAGGAUUUUUCCGUUUAUGCUACAACGUUAUGUUUCAGAAAGACUUCCAUGGAUCAAGUACCGGGAGGUUGUUGAUGUUGGUCAUUUGAUGCCUUACAACACCACUAUAUCGGGUGCCAUCUUAAAGGCUCUCUUAAUAGGAGAAGAACCAUCUUUCAUAUAACCAACUCUCUUAUGGGUAAAGUGUAAAUGAGAUGCUUAUUAAGGUGGUAGUGUAUCAGAAAUCAUGUAUCUUUCUCAUUAGUGACUUAUUAUAAAUUUAUCACUUUGAAAGUUAAGAUUCACCAUAUUUCAACCAAGAA
Papaver somniferum (opium poppy) is the source of this 1328-nucleotide messenger RNA. RefSeq lists its product as uncharacterized. The transcript has 5 exons. The coding region runs from base 110 to 1189 and encodes 359 amino acids. The record is from RefSeq and is a predicted model, not a curated record. Lineage: Eukaryota; Viridiplantae; Streptophyta; Magnoliopsida; Ranunculales; Papaveraceae.